This is a messenger RNA of Cornus florida, 2086 nucleotides long. RefSeq names its product pentatricopeptide repeat-containing protein At5g40410, mitochondrial-like. Lineage: Eukaryota; Viridiplantae; Streptophyta; Magnoliopsida; Cornales; Cornaceae. The coding region runs from base 66 to 1988 and encodes 640 amino acids. The transcript has a single exon. Gene Ontology annotation, biological process: RNA modification. The record is from RefSeq and is a predicted model, not a curated record. Gene Ontology annotation, molecular function: protein binding; RNA binding; zinc ion binding.
CUGAGGCCUACAAAAGAAUUGAUUUAUGCAUAGUGUUUUGAUACUUCCAGUUUGAAUGAUGGGAGAUGAUAACAUUACCUUCUUCUUCUUCUUCUCUUUCAUUACACUUACUCUCCUACUUUUGCUUAAAUUCCAGGAACUUGACACACAAAAGAAAACAUUUUUCACUUCUACACUACAAUUUCAUCAUUUCAAGAAGAUUACGCAAUGCUUUUCUCUCUCAACACUGUCUUCAAUUCCACUCGGCCUCAUAUACAGAACCAAUUGUUGGACCUCUUUUUUUAGCUAUAUCAUCUUGUUCUUCCCUCAGUUUUUGCCGGAUACUUCAUGCCCGAGUAAUCAAAUCCUUGAAUUAUAGUGAUGGGUUCAUUGGUGACCGUUUGGUGUCUGUAUACGUUAAGUUUGGGAGUUUGGACGAUGCACAGAGCUUGUUUGAUGAAAUGCCUAGUAAGGAUUUGGUCUCUUGGAAUUCUUUGAUUUCGGGGUUUUCGCGAAGAGGGGUUGUGGGUAAGAGCUUGAUUGCGUUAUGUAGGAUGAGAUCAGUGAUGGGUAUGCAGCCCAAUGAGGUGACCUUCAUAUCAAUCAUUUCAGCUUGUACUGAAAAGGGUGCUCUAGAUGAAGGGAAUUACAUUCAUGGAUUGGCUGUGAAAAUGGGUUUUUUGUUGGAAAUUAAGGUUGUUAAUGCUCUGAUUAACAUGUAUGGAAAAUCUGGUUAUUUAAACUUGGCUUGGCGAUUGUUUGAGGCAAUGCCCACACCGAAUUUGGUUUCAUGGAAUUCAAUUGUUGCGAUUAAUAUUCAAAAUGGGUUUUCUGAUGAAGGAAUUGGUCAUUUUAAGUUAAUGAGAAGGGCUGGUAUUAAUCCUGAUAAAGCCACUUUGGUGACCUUGCUUCAGGGUUGUGCAGAUUUUGGUGUAGGAAAACUAACAGAUGCCAUUCAUGGUUUUGUCAUCAGUUGCGGCCUUAAUGCAGAUAUAAGUAUUGGGACUGCACUCUUAGGUAUAUAUGCGAAGUCUGGGAGAUUAUAUGCUUCACAAGAGGUUUUUGAAGAGAUGAAAAGUCCUGAUAGUAUUGCUUGGACUGCAAUGCUCGCAGCCUAUGCGGUGCACGGGCAUGGCAGAGAUGCAAUUGAUCUCUUUGAUCUCAUGAUAAAGAAGGGUGUGGAGCCAGAUCAUGUUACUUUCACUCAUUUGUUAAGUGCCUGUAGUCAUUCAGGGCUUGUUGCGGAGGCAAAGGCAUACUUUAAAAUUAUGUCCACUGUUUAUGGGGUUGAGCCCAGGUUGGAUCACUAUUCGUGCAUGGUUGAUCUUUUGGGUCGUGCUGGGCACUUGAAAGAUGCCCGUGUGUUGAUUGAAAGCAUGCCCAUGGAGCCGAAUUCUGGCGUUUGGGGGGCUCUUCUUAAUGCUUGUCGGGUUUAUGGUAACAUUGAGAUUGGAGAGGAAGUUGCAGAAAGAUUGUUUGCUCUAGACCCAUCAGAUGCUAGGAAUUAUAUCAUGCUAUCAAAUAUGUACUCUGCUGUUGGUCAGUGGAGGAAUGCAUCAAAUGUGAGAGCCUUAAUGAAGGAAAGAGGUCUCCGGAGAAACCCUGGAUGCAGUUUUAUCGAACAUGGGAACAAGAUCCAUAGCUUUGUUGUGGGUGAUCAAUCACACCCUGACUCGGAGAAAAUAUAUGUUAAAUUGCAUGAAGUUAUUGAGAAAAUUCGGAAGGCCGGAUAUGUUCCAAAAACAGAAUUUGUUCUACAUGACGUUGAAGAGGAGGUUAAACAAGAUAUGAUCAAUAAGCACAGUGAGAAGUUGGCCAUUGCAUUUGGUCUUCUGAUGAUCGAAGCUGGCAGGCCACUAAUUAUAACUAAGAACCUCAGAAUCUGUGGCGAUUGUCACAACACUGCAAAGUUUGUAUCACUUGUUGAGAAACGUACGAUCAUCAUUAGAGAUCCAAAGCGGUUUCAUCAUUUUGCUGACGGGUCAUGCUCUUGUGGAGAUUUCUGGUGAUCUUCUUCUUCUUCUUAUGCUUAUUUAUCACAUACGAAUGCAUGACCAUAUUUAGCAAUUGCCAAAUAUAUGAAAAUAUUCAUCUUCUUAUUGGUUUA